Molecule: messenger RNA, 4338 nt
Organism: Anopheles coluzzii
Lineage: Eukaryota; Metazoa; Arthropoda; Insecta; Diptera; Culicidae
Gene: mtg
Product: proteoglycan 4
Exons: 7
Coding region: 713-2584 (623 amino acids)
Cellular component (GO): extracellular region
Molecular function (GO): chitin binding
Source: RefSeq, a predicted model, not a curated record
CGAAAGCAGUUCGUCUUUAGCCAACCGUCAUCGGUGGCAGGUUUGAAAAGCGCUACACGGUGGUUCGUUCAGCAGGCUUCAGCAGCUUUCUUGGUUCUGGUGUUGUGUCUGGCGCGUCGUCUCGUCUUCGCAUUGUCGCUUUCAGUACGACCGCAACGGUGGCCGCGUUCGGGAGGUGCGUUUCGAGUUUUCUCCUGCAUUAGUUUAGAAAGCCGAGCGUUUCUACAGAAAUAUUGGAGAAAGUUAUUAGAUCUAUAGUUAAUGAGUUAUUCCCGAAAGUGAUCAAAUAGGAGUCGACAAGUAAUUCAGUGCAGUGUAUUGUAUUGGUUCCUGUGCCAGCAUCACAACCAAGAAGCAGUGCCAAGCAAGUGAUAUGAUAAGUGUAUCCGUGCGUGAAACGUCAUAGUGCGUGGUAUAAAACCGACAAAAAAAACGCUUCACAUUCCGACACCUGACGAGUGUGAAUCUUUGAGUGGUGUUCGUCUUACAGCAGAAAAUUUGUUGUUGGAGGCACUAGGCCCCAUUCAUAAAAGCUUCUAGCAGGAAAAAAAGGCAUUUGACAUCAAACAAAUUCCAGUGCCCAGCGCGUGGUGGAGUAGGAGUUGUACGCCGAAACAACCCAACAUCCGGUUGUCAUCAGCACCGGCGAGAACCGUUCCAACCAACCAACAUCCCCAGCCAGCCGACAGAAACCUACCAGCACAUCCACAAGAUGAAUGGUUUCCGAGUGCUCAAUUUUGCACUGUUCGCGUUCUGCUUUCUCUGCACAAUCGAACAGUUAGAGAGUACCUGUGUUUUUGAUUCCGAUUUCGGUCUCAUCCUGAACUGUGCCUUCAAAAAGUCCGGCCUGUUUCGGGUGCGGAAUUUGGGCGGCAUCAAGGCCCACUUCGGGUUAGGCUUCAGCGUUGGAGAUGAGCUGGGACUGGCCGAAUCGCUCGGCAACGUCGAGGCAAACAAGCGGCGUGCCCUCAACAUUCGCACCGGUGCCAACAAUAUAGGCGUUCUGCCUGCGUCCAAAAUGCCGACAUCCUACCCAUCCCUACCGGCCCCGAUCGUCCCAUCCCCGGGCGCUCCCAUCCAGCAGAGCCGGCCCCAGGCGGUAACGGUCCGUUCGUCCGCCCCGAUGCUCCCCAAGGGCGGUCUGCCACCGAAGGGCGUUCCCUCGUCCGCCUCGCCCGUGUACAUGUCGCCCGCGUCCAGCCUGAUGACGAAGGCCACCUCCCUGCCCCUCGGGGUGCCCCCCUUCCGUCCCAUUCCUAAGCCGACGCCGGAAGCGGAGCCGGUGAGAUUCGACCCGUCCGUGCUGCGCCGCAACUUUGCCCUCAAAACCGCCCAAACUCCCGAUCCCUCCUUCCAGAGCCAGCUGAUGAAUCAGACCUCCUCCUUCCAUCGGGGCGGUGCGGCGAUCCGCACUGCUCCCGCCUCCCCCUUCCCCUCCGCUCCCAAUCAGCAGAUCAUCUACAAGGAGCAGACGGCGAACCUGCAGGUGCAGAAGGUGCCCGCCUUCCAGGCCAUGCCCGAAUCGGUGUCCCGCAUCUCGACCGGCCCGGUCGUACAGGUCGACAACAAGCUGCAGCCGUCCGCGAUCAAGAACUCCAUCAUGAGCAUUCCACCCCGGCGCCAGAUGACCGGGAAGCCGGGGCCAACGAUUGCGACGGGCAGUGCGACCACCGGAGACGCCGCGGAAGAGAUCGACCUGAUGGGCCACACGGUGGAGGAGCUGGCAGCGGCGGCCAACGUGAGCGUGGAGGUGAUCAAGGAGGCCAUCCGCGUGCGGCAGCAGGAGCUGCGGGCCCAGAAGCAGUACGAGAAGCAGCAGGCCGCCUUCGCACAGGCCCAGUUCCUGGCGCAGCAGACGACACCGGCGACGACGACCACCACCACGACGACGCCACGACCGCGCCGCUACCCGACCAACGCAGGACACAAGGUCAUGAACGCACCGAAAGAGUACUACCCGGUCGGCUACGACAAGAACUUCGAUGACAACUUCACGUCCAAGGUGGACCUGCCGUACACGACGUUCAACUGCGGCGAACAGAAGCACUUCCCGGGGCUGUACGGCGACGAGGACCUUGGUUGUAUGGUCUUCCACGUAUGUGCCCUGACGGACGAUGGACUGAUCAUGAAAUCGUUCCUCUGCCCGGAAAGCACCCUGUUCGACCAGACGGUGCUGAAGUGCAACUGGUGGUUCUACGUCGACUGCAAGAGCAGCAAGAACCUGUACGACUCGAACCUGCCGGUGUCAAAGAGCUACCAGCUGAUGAAGGCGCUAUCGUUCUUCUCCUCCAACUACAAAAACCCGGGCGACUCGUCUGAGGGCGUCGACGUGGAGGCGCUCAAGAACAGCGUGGCGACGGCGGUCGCCGUCGGUGGGUCUGCCCGCUCGCUCGACAGCCUGAGCAGCAACACCAUCGCCGGCUCGACCGGCGAACGCUUCCAGGACCUGGGACCGGCCGCGUCGGAGAGUGUGCGGAGCCAAAGCAACAACACAACGGUCGUCUCUACACCAAGCAGCAGCACCACGAGCAGUAGCAGCACCACCAGCAGCAGCAGCAGCAGCAAAACAACGACAUCGGCGUAAAUGGAAAUGAUUUGAUUUCACCGAUUUCCUCCACACUGCCACAUGGUGUGGCCCAUGGUGUGAAAACUGUAAGUGUGUGCGUGUUUGUGUGUGUGCGUGUGUAUGCGAACGAACUCUAUAGCAAGUAAGGCGUAAUGGUUGUGUCACCUUCGGCAAAGCGGCUCCGGGCAUCACCCACAGCGUAAGUGGCGGUUUUGUUUUUUUUUUAAUGUACAAUUUGAUGGGAGGGGAGUGAUUUAAGUGAAAACAGAAACCUACCCUCACCCUUUCCCCUUUCAACGGUGCUAGUGACGGAGGGGCUGGGGGUGGAUGGUAACACACGCGGGCGUGCGUUACACUGGCCAUUAUGAUUAUUUCCAUAGCUCGUACCGCCAGCGAGAUUGCAUACAUUUUGGCGCACAAGCUUCGGUAAACCGUUUUUGCCCCUGAAAGGUACGCAAUCUGUGCAGCGUAAUUACCUUUCGCAAAGGCACGGAAGCCCCGUGUUGCGUUCCCUCUUUAUACUGCCGGAACUGCAUUCAAACUCAUUCCACUCCAGCCAGUGCAACGCACAAACCCGGCGUGCUGUGGGUUUGUGGGUGCUUAAUCACCUUACCCCGCUUGGCCCCGCUGUCCUGUGCGGAUAGAUUUUCAACUGUUCAACCGCAUGGAGGGAAGGGGAGAAAAGUUCGGUGCAACAAGGUAGCAUAAGUAUUUAUUAAACAAGGUGGAUGCGGCACGAACCUAACUCUCAUCCCGUCCCGUCACAAAGCGCUCACAAAGCGAUUGCCAUUCACGUGGGUGUGUGUGCCGGUGGAUGAUUCGGAGAUUGGGUCUGAGCGUGUGUGAGUGUGUGGUGUGUGUCGGAGUAUUAGAAGACUUUUGUUAGACGUUAGUGUGUUAGAGGUAAUUGAAGGUGGGACAGCGUGGCACAGUUGCAUCCGAAGGAAGAUGGGGUGGUUUUACGUUUCACUGUUACUGUGCUAGCAGAGACCUCUUAGAUUAUUUAUGGAAUUAAGUUUGACAUCUAGUGACUGUUUCUCGGGGUAUAUUGGCAAAACCGUCUCUCUUUGCGGCAGCAAGAGUCGGGCAGUAAGGUAGCUUAGCAGUAGAUUCCAUUGUUUUUUUUUGUUUUUAACGCGAGCGUAGCCUCAUAUUUAUUUAACUAGCGGCGUAAGGUGCAUGCGGUGUAGAGCUCCUAGUAUCUACUUACUUAGCGUUCCGGUAGUUAAAACAUAGCAAUAGCAGCAACAGUGCUUCUUACAACCAGUUAGCUCGGUUCCGGUUGAUGUAACGCUCUUCGAUGAGGCAGAUAUACACGUUUCGUAGGACACAAACUAUUGGCUAGUAUCGUUAUAUGUAUGUUGUGCUACUACUACUAGUACUGUGCGCAGCAUUACACAUUACACAGUCCGUUUUGGCUCAUAGUUGUGUAGCACAUCUGCGAACGCGCGCAACCAUUUGUACGAGACGCAAACUCUCCUAGACACACCUACAAAUUGCUCACUUAGAAUCAUGGUUAUAGGUAUGGUAAGAUGGGUUACAAACUUUGGGUUUACCGCGUGGGGCCCGAAAUUAUUCAGAUAAACCGAACAACAAAAAAACACAACUAGCGCGAGUACGAACCCGUAAUUGUAAUCUUCUCGUUGUGAAAUGAGGUGCGCAAAAACGCGCAGAACUAUGCCAACAGUUGCCGGAUCCAGGGCAAACACUCUACUCAAUCCAGUUGAACUAUUACUGAUCAAGUAAAACAACACAUUAAUUUCAAAUUUAAA